This is a messenger RNA of Magallana angulata, 1927 nucleotides long. Its product is annotated as ATPase WRNIP1-like. Gene Ontology annotation, cellular component: nucleus. NCBI's taxonomy places the organism in Eukaryota, Metazoa, Mollusca, Bivalvia, Ostreida, Ostreidae. The transcript is spliced from 8 exons. Gene Ontology annotation, molecular function: ATP hydrolysis activity; ATP binding; DNA binding. Gene Ontology annotation, biological process: DNA repair; regulation of DNA repair; DNA-templated DNA replication. The record is from RefSeq and is a predicted model, not a curated record. The coding region runs from base 38 to 1732 and encodes 564 amino acids.
CCUCUGACGUGUUCCACAUGGAGCUGUAAACAAAGUAAUGGAGGGAAAUAUCUUCGCGUCCACGGAGACUGUUGAGUGUCCGUUGUGUUCGCAAAGUUUUCAACCUUCAGUGAUAAACAGACAUGUAAACAACUGCCUAAACAUCACCGAUUCUUCCUCAGGUAGCUCCAGUCAGGGCAAAAAACGUAAGAGCAGCGAAGGUCAAGGGGCUUCUCCUCAGAAAUCUGCCUGGGGUAGUUUGAAGCCCUCGAAAUCUGUCGCGGGCCCCAGUGCAAACAAAAAAGCUAAAACUACUUCACCAAAGAAGAACCAGUCUAAGAAAAACACAAAUCAUAAUUAUGCUCAACGUGAAGACUUCGAUAACAAUGCCGAGAAUACGCCAUUUGUUGAGAAAAACCGGACCAAGUCCAGUAACAUUCCAGUUUUUGGCAUGCCACAACGACCUGACCCCUCAGACAGUGUAGGGGGCGUGAUUCCUCUUGCAGAGAAACUGCGACCACUCAGUUUAGAGGACUAUGUGGGACAAGAGAAGGCAGUAGGAAAGAAGAGCAUGCUCAGAAAUUUGAUGAAGAGCAAUGAUAUUCCCUCAAUGAUUUUGUGGGGCCCACCUGGUUGUGGAAAGACAACAUUAGCCAAAAUCAUCUCCAAUAGUUGUAAAACAAAAGGCAAGUACAAGUUUACGACCAUGUCGGCAACAUCAGCUGGGGUCAACGAUGUGAAAGAGGCUGUCAAGAUCGCUAAAAACGACCAAAAGACUCUGGGAAGGCGAACCAUUCUUUUCUUAGAUGAAAUUCACAGGUUCAACAAAUUACAACAGGAUGCAUUACUGCCCCACAUUGAAGAUGGGACAAUUGUACUCAUCGGGGCCACCACAGAAAAUCCUUCCUUUCAAGUCAACAGUGCCCUGCUCAGUCGAUGCAAACUCAUUGUGCUUGAGAAACUGGAGAGCAGCCAUAUUGAGAAGAUUUUGAAGAGAGCCUGUGAGAAUAUUUCUGCUCACAUUUUCAGGAAGGAUGAAGAAAUCGAGGAAAAUGAUGAAGUAUCGGCUUGGAUUGAGAAGGAUGCCAUAACGGGGCUGGCCAAUCUGUGUGAUGGUGACGCUAGAUGUGCCUUAAACAGCCUCCAGAUGGCGAUACAAUCUCAGCGCUCAGAGGAGGACAGCAUGGCCGUAGUUACAGCAGACGACAUCAGAGAGAUCCUCCAGAGAACACACGUCCUCUAUGACAGAGCAGGGGACGAACACUACAAUAUUAUUUCCGCUCUGCAUAAGUCAAUUCGUGGGUCCAGUGAAAGUGCUGCCCUCUACUGGCUGGCCAGAAUGUUAGAAGGCGGAGAAGAUCCUCGGUACAUUGCGCGAAGGUUGAUCAGAAUAGCCAGUGAGGACAUUGGUUUGAGUGAUCCACAAGCACUCAAUCAAGCUGUGUCGGCGUACCAAGCCUGUCAUUUUGUGGGAAUGCCUGAAUGUGAUGUUAAUUUGGCGCAGUGUGUGGUGUAUUUAGCACGUGCACCAAAAGAUGUAGAGGUAUACCAAGCCUACAACAAAGCCAAGCACUCAGUGAGGAACCACAAGGGACCAUUACCUUCUGUACCACUGCAUUUACGGAAUGCCUCAAACAAAGUGUUGAAAUCAUUAGGAUAUGGAAAAGGAUACAAGUACAAUCCGGAUUGUCAGGGACCCGUGGAACAAGAAUAUUUUCCUCCGGAGUUGAAAGGGACCGAUUUCUUUGUUUAGUAUUUCUGUGAAUCAUUGCGUGAAUCAGGCAUGUACAUGUAUUUCCUAGGUCUAAUGUAAUAUAUAGAUACCAGUAUACUCUGUACACUGCAGAAAACGUCAUGCAGCUGGUGGGAUAUAUAUUAGAUAUUUACUGUUAAUAAGAAGCCUUUCUUAGUUUGAUGUAGCUCUUCAAAUAAAGACGUUUAAAUAUGA